UCGAAAAUGUCUUCCAAAUACUUACCAGUGUUGCUCCUUCUCGGAGUGGUUCUUUUCAUCACUUCCUCACUUGCUGAUAACCAUCAUGAGCCUCCCAAAAAUGAGCAUAAGCCACCAGAACACAAACCACCAAAUCACAAACCACCUCACGGACACAUGUUGGUAGAGGAGGUUGAGGACUCACACAAGCCCAAUUUCCCAGGACAUGGUGGCAAGGGUGAGAAGCAACCACCCAACAAGCCUAAUUUCCCAGGACACGGUGGCAAGGGAGAGAAGCAACCACCAAAACACAAGCCACCGCAUGGAAACAUGUUGGUGGAGGAAGCUGAUGACUCACACAAGCCUAAUUUCCCUGGACAUGGUGGCAAGGGAGAGAAGCAACCACCGAACAAGCCUAAUUUCCCAGGACAUGGUGGCAAGGGAGAGAAACAGCCACCCAACGAGCCUAAUUUCCCUGGACAUGGUGGCAAUGGAGAGAAGCAACCACCCAAGCACAAGCCACCGCAUGGACACAUGUUGGAGGAGGAAGUUGAGGACUCACACAAGCCUAAUUUCCCAGGACAUGGUGGCAAGGGAGAGGAGCAACCACCCAACAAGCCUAAUUUCCCAGGACAUGGUGGCAAGGGAGAGAAGCAGCCACCCAACGAGCCUAAUUUCCCAGGACAUGGUGGCAAGGGAGAGAAACAGCCACCCAACGAGCCUAAUUUCCCAGGACAGGGUGGCAAGGGAGAGAAGCAACCACCCAAACACAAGCCACCGCAUGGACACAUGUUGGAGGAGGAAGUUGAGGACUCACACAAGCCUAAUUUCCCAGGACAUGGUGGCAAGGGAGAGGAGCAACCACCCAACAAGCCUAAUUUCCCUGGCCACGGUGGCAAGGGAGAGAAGGAGCCACCAAAGCACAAGCCGCCAACUCAUGGAGAAGUUGAGGAUUCACAUAAGCCACCCAGGAAGCUGAAGCCACCAACUCAUGGAGAGAAGGAACCAAAGCCCUACCACAAGCCACCCCAUAAGCCCCCAUCUUCCAAUUGAUCAGCACCUACACAUAUAUAUAUCUAUAGGAAUUUCCUCGUAUGAAGAAAUAACAGACCAUGCAAAUCAUAUAUCAAUUUCUUGAGAUUAGUAUUCUGUUCUGUGUAUUAGUUACUACUUAAGAGGAGUAUUAUUUGUUUUGCUUUGGUCAUUGUAGUGCUUAUUAUCAGUUGGCUUGUACCUGAUGAGCAUAUUUUAUUCAGUAGUUUGCUCGUCUUAUGUUGUCAUGUAAAUUAUCCAGUUUCCCGAGUUAUACUUGAGAUUUCUUCUGUUCACUA
Molecule: messenger RNA, 1310 nt
Organism: Pistacia vera
Lineage: Eukaryota; Viridiplantae; Streptophyta; Magnoliopsida; Sapindales; Anacardiaceae
Product: early nodulin-75-like
Exons: 1
Coding region: 7-1032 (341 amino acids)
Source: RefSeq, a predicted model, not a curated record